AUGUAUCGUAAUAUUAAAAACAGCAUUCCUGGGCAAGAAACAACAGCAACAAUUCGAAAUGGUAAUAGUGGUAAUAACUGUUGCACAAAAGCUACAGCUGAGUUAAAACUCUACCAAGCUUUCAUAUUUUCAGUGCCAAUUUUCUUUACAUUCAUUCUCCUUCUCCUGUUUUACUUGUUCUAUCUUCGCCGGGGAAGGGUUGACUGGACUUCUUUGAGAAUGAGGACAAGUAAUUCAUUGCCAUCUUUUCAUAGUACUUCUGAAAUCUCCAGGUGUGAAAUGGGGUUGAAGAAGGAGGUGAGAGAGAUGCUACCAAUUAUUGUAUUCAAGGAGAGCUUUUCUGUCAAAGAGACACAAUGUUCAGUGUGCCUAGCGGAUUACCAAUCAGAGGACAAACUUCAACAGAUACCAGCCUGUGGGCACACAUUUCAUAUGGAUUGCAUCGAUCUCUGGCUAGCCACUCACACUACAUGCCCCCUCUGCCGCCAAUCCCUCCUCGCUUCCGCUAAAGCUACAAAUGGAGAAGAUGGAGAAGAUAUCCACGUAGAAACCAAUAACAGAUCUGAAACAUCACUUCCAAUUAUUUCCCAGUCUAUUGAAGAUGACCCUCAAACUAGCCAGCAACCGUUGGAGUCGACCAACAAAGGAGACGAGAAGGAAUCGGCACAACCUGCUGUUGCACGUGAAGAAGGGGAUAGAGUUUCUUGA
Messenger RNA from Fraxinus pennsylvanica, 708 nucleotides. NCBI's taxonomy places the organism in Eukaryota, Viridiplantae, Streptophyta, Magnoliopsida, Lamiales, Oleaceae. The record is from the annotation of a GenBank genome assembly.